AUGGCGACCACAGUCACGGAGCUGAAGUGCGCUGUGAGAGAGACACUGGAGACACGCGGGGUCCUGGGACAGCUCAAGGCUCGGAUCCGGGCCGAGGUGUUCAAGGCUUUGGAGGAGGACAAGCAGCCCCCACGUCCUCCGCAGCUGUCCCACGAAAACCUCCUCAUCAACGAGCUGAUCCGGGAGUACCUGGAGUUCAACCAGUACAAGUCCUCUGUCUCCGUGUUCACAGCAGAGUCAGGUCAACCUGAGGUUCCCUUAGGCCGACACUUUGUGGCAAAUGAGCUGAAUGUCGCAGAGGAUGUGAGCUCCAAGUCAGUGCCGCUCCUGUACGGACUGGUGUCUCACUUUGCGAACAGCGUCGACGGUGGAAGGAAAGUGUUUCUAAGGGGGUCGUCUACAGCCCCCACUGACACCUGA
Molecule: messenger RNA, 420 nt
Organism: Knipowitschia caucasica
Lineage: Eukaryota; Metazoa; Chordata; Actinopteri; Gobiiformes; Gobiidae
Source: the annotation of a GenBank genome assembly